Messenger RNA from Cherax quadricarinatus, 2117 nucleotides. RefSeq lists its product as uncharacterized. NCBI's taxonomy places the organism in Eukaryota, Metazoa, Arthropoda, Malacostraca, Decapoda, Parastacidae. The record is from RefSeq and is a predicted model, not a curated record.
AGAAGCAAUUACUGCAAUCUGCAACAGUCGCCACAACAACUGGUCAAUGGUCUGUACCUGUUGCUGGCACUAACAGAGGCUCGAGGAUAUGCAAUGCUGGAGUUUGCAUGGAUGAUGCUGCGUGUGUACAAUGAAGGAAACUUCACAGUGGAGCAGGAAGUAUCCAAGAAGUUAUAUCUACAAUACUCAGAAGAUAUAAUGCGGGAGGCCAGGUCAGUGUUGGUGCAGGAGUCACGGGAGUUUAUGAGAUGUGACCCACGGACACACGUACAGGGAGAAACUUACGUACAAAUAACUGAACUCUUGCAGGGUUAUAUUGAGAAUGAAGUAGACAUGAAUUCAGGAGGAUCAUGUUCACAAAACUGUGGCUAUUAUCAACACGCGAAGGCUGAGGGUUGCUACAUGCCACAGUCACAGUACUGUGGUAAACACCGUCGCUGUCAGGGUACCAUACACGACUGUCAGUUUUAUGAUGCGGAUGCUUGGGUGUGCUUGUCUAGAAAUCCUUACAGACGGUACGACUUCAUUCAGUAUGAGAGUAAACUGAGACUUGGACCCAACACAGAAUGUGAAGGCUCAGAAAUGAAGGUGGACUCCUGGUGGAGGUUCUUCUUCCACUGUUCUUAUUGCCUGUGUCUUUGUGAUGAUGACAAGUCAGCCACCACUGAUCGUUACAUCAGCCUGAUCCCAGCACUCAGUGAUGUCAACAAUAAUAAGGUUGUGACAGGUAUUCAGGUCAUCAAGUUGAGAGGAGUGAUUCAUCUACAGGUACAACACGGUCAGACUCUGCCCCAGGGACACGUCAACACUUCUACACUACAGUGGGUUCAGGUGGAGCCUCUCACUAUUAACAGCGCUGUCUACACUGAGGGAACUCACUACAAGAAGUUGUCAUAUGAGGAGCGUAGUAUUGACCUGGACCGUCUCCUGGCACCUGAUGAUCAUGUGGUCACUGGUGUUCGCUUCAGAAUGUUGGGAUCCCACGUUAACUUUGAGGUACAAAUAACUCCGGUGAACUACACAACGGGGGAGUUGAAUCCCACCAAGAGCUACUGGAUCAGUAAUGACAACACACCAGCUAUGGCUAGGAAUCCUAGGAAGGAAGUCCUGAUCACCUCUCCUGACGACCCAACCAAGUUCCCUGGCCUCUCCAAAAUUUACUCGGCACCAGACUCUUUCAUACGUUUUGGUCCCACUGACAGGGCACUAGACGUGGCUCAACUCACUGUGCCUUUCUUUGACGCCCAGCCAGUGUCUCCGUCACCCAGCUCCUGGUGGUCUGGUGUUGAGCUCUUUCACAAAGGUCAGCCUGGCUCUGGAGGAUUCCUGGCACUCAAGAUCAUCACCUAUGAUGUAACACCACACAUGGAGACCCAGGAUGAGAGGCCUAAGACUGUAGAUGUCUCUGAAAUACCUGCUAAUUAAUAGCUCUUCUGUUCUGUAGCAGUAAACUCAGAAGUUCUGAAUUUGCUUAUAGAGCUAUUUGUGAGUGUAAGGCUCUACAUGAGUUUAUUAUAUAUAAGGCUAAGCAAAUUUUCGUUAUAAAUCUGUAUGAUCCAUGACAAUAAAUGUCAUUAUUGUGAAGAUUAGACUACAUAAAUAUUGAAAGUGAACAUUUGACGAACCAACAUAGCUCCGCCAGGUGUGGCUAUACAAACAAGAAAAAAAAACUUUAAAUGGGGCUAUAUUUUGCUCAGGGUUGAGCUUUAUCACAUUAUACAGAUGAUACCUUUUGCACCUACAGAAUAUAUACUUACACAAAGUGAGACAGGAACAGUAAAGACUGAUAUGUCAGGUGUUGGUGAUACUGGAAGUGGAAAACUACACUCGACCUACUGGUCUAUUAUUAGGAUUUAACUGAUGUUAUAUAAUUUGCCGGGUGUUUCCCAUACAAAAUAAUACUUUGCUAGGCUGAAGGUAUCCUAAUUCUAUCUAAUAGUAUCUAUUUUCGUCACCUGUCCUCUUCUUUAAUUUUAAGAGUUGUGCAAGAAAGGUAUAAAAUACCGACAAUAUGAAAGUUAAGACACAUGUGCAACAUCUGGGUAUCUUUAUUGUAGAUGUUUCGCCAUCCAGUGGCUUUAUCAAUACAGAUUCUAGGACAUAAUAGGAAGACAGUA